CUGGUAUCCCCAUGGGUUCCGCAAACAACAAAUAAGGGCGGCAUCAAAUGACACUGACAGUGCCCAGUCAGAUAACCGAUGCGGAAGAGGCUUCCGCCCUCACCUCCCUGCCCUCCUAUACAUGAGCACACUGACAGCAGCCGGCUGAGGGAUAGGAGCAGAGCUGUGCGGACAGGAAAACAGUUAGUGUUGAUUGAAAGCUCUCAGCCAAUCAGCGGCGUGUCCGGGGGUGCGGCGGAGCCCUGAUUGGUCGGACUGGGCGGGGCCUGUCACUGGCAGCAGGGUGCUGGGAGUCUGGUAGAAGCAGUGAGAAAGUGAGUGGCCGCCCGAGGCUCGGUGCCCCCGGCCAGGCCGCCCUAUGGAGCUCGAGAAUAUCGUGGCCAACACCGUGCUGCUGAAAGCCAGGGAAGGUGGUGGGGGUAACCGGAAGGGAAAGAGCAAAAAAUGGCGACAGAUGUUACAGUUUCCACAUAUCAGUGAGUGUGAGGAGUUGCGGCGUACACUAGAACACGACUAUCACAGUCUUUGUGACCGUCAACCAAUUGGACGGCUCCUAUUUCGUCAGUUUUGUGAGACUCGUCCGGAGCUGAUGCGCUGCGUCCACUUUCUAGAUGCUGUGGUAGAGUAUGAAGUGUCGCCAGAUGAGAAGCGUAAAGAGUGCGGGCAGAUGCUGAUUGAGAAGUAUCUCACAAGCAUGAGUGAAGAUUAUAUCACAGAGGUCCCUGAACAACUCGUCAGUGGUUGCACAGAGAGCUUGGAGAACAAACCAUGUAAAGAUCUUUUUAAAGACUGCUCCAAACUUGUCCAUGACUUCCUUAGCAUGGCUCCAUUUUCAGAUUACCUGGACAGCCAAUAUUACAACCGCUUUUUGCAGUGGAAGUGGCUGGAAAGGGAGAUGGUCACAAAGAAUACAUUUCGUCAGUACAGAGUUCUGGGCAAAGGGGGCUUUGGAGAGGUCUGCGCUUGCCAAGUGCGAGCAACAGGCAAGAUGUAUGCCUGCAAGAAACUGGAGAAGAAACGCAUUAAGAAACGGAAAGGAGAAUCCAUGACAUUAAAUGAGAAACAAAUCCUAGAGAGAGUCAACAGCAGGUUUGUAGUUAGUCUGGCUUAUUCAUAUGAGACAAAAGACGCUCUCUGCCUGGUGCUAACGCUAAUGAAUGGAGGGGAUUUGAAGUUUCACAUUUAUCACAUGGGAGAGUCAGGGUUUGAUCAGGACCGAGCAAUAUUUUAUGCUGCGGAAAUCUGCUGUGGACUCCAAGAUCUACACCAAGAAAGAAUAGUGUACAGAGACUUAAAACCAGAAAACAUUUUGCUGGAUGACCAUGGUCACAUUCGGAUCUCUGAUCUGGGACUUGCUGUGCACAUUCCAGAGGGCCAGACUAUUAAAGGAAGAGUAGGCACUGUGGGCUACAUGGCGCCGGAAGUGGUGAGGAAUGAGCACUACACGUUUAGCCCGGACUGGUGGGCACUGGGUUGUCUGCUCUAUGAAAUGAUUGAAGGACAGUCCCCUUUCCAGCAGAGGAAGAGAAAGAUCAAGCGUGAGGAGGUGGAGCGCCUGGUAAAGGAGGGCCAAGAGGAAUAUUCUGCCAAGUUCAGCCAAGAAGCAAAAUCUCUCUGUGCCAUGUUGCUGUGUAAGGACCCUGAGCAGCGUCUGGGGUGUCGUGGUGGGGGUGCACAGGAAGUGAAAGAGCAUGAGUUGUUCAAGCAUAUACAUUUCAAGAGACUUGAAGCAGGGAUACUAGAACCUCCAUUCAAACCAGAUCCUCAAGCAAUCUACUGUAAAGAUGUUCUGGACAUAGAGCAGUUCUCCACAGUUAAAGGCGUAGAACUUGAGCAAACAGACAGUGACUUUUAUCACAAGUUUGCCACAGGCUGUGUGUCUAUACCUUGGCAAAAUGAGAUGAUAGAAACAGACUGCUUCAAGGACCUCAGUACACUGCCCAUGGAUGGAACGGUCCCACCUGAUCUAGACUGGAGGGGUCUUCCUUCCCCACAACCGAAAAAGGGGCUCCUGCAACGAUUCUUCAGCAGGCAGGACUGUUGUGGAAAUUGUAGUGACGAUGAAGAUGAGCCAACACGCUUAUAGCCCCUGUGGGACCCUAAGACUGCUCAAAGAUGAAUUGGUUUACACUUAUUUUUAUUUUAUUUUUUGCACAUAUAUUGCCUCACACUUCCUCUGCAGAAAGGCAUUACAAUAAGGUGAUCUGAAUCGCGCCUCAAUCGUCUGCUAAAGGAAAGGCGUUAAAUAUGUUAUUGUAAUGUAUAAAUAUGAAAUCUAUAAAUAUAGGAAUGUAUAUUUUUCAGCAUUUUGCCCUCACUGGCUUUAGGAGCUCCUUCUCUUGCUGCCAUAGGCCAAAGGACUGCACAGGCCUCUCAGGAAGGAAUGGCUACCAGAAAUCCUGCAAUGUUAACUGUCCUCUAUUUUUAUCUUUUUGUCCUAAAAGAUGUUUUUAUUUUGUUUAAAAAAAAUAUGUAUUUUUUUUACGUAUAAAUAUAUAUAUAUCUAGGUAUAAGUGGGUUGACUUGAACAGAUUGUCCCUGCACCAAAUACCUAUCCAUCAUAAGCUCCUUUGUACGUCAUGUUUGUUUGUUAUUCUUAAGUGCGAUAUAAAGUUAAGAGUAAUGUGUAA
Pseudophryne corroboree (corroboree frog) is the source of this 2630-nucleotide messenger RNA. It is a transcript of the gene GRK6, whose product is annotated as G protein-coupled receptor kinase 6. The coding region runs from base 359 to 2086 and encodes 575 amino acids. The record is from RefSeq and is a predicted model, not a curated record. NCBI's taxonomy places the organism in Eukaryota, Metazoa, Chordata, Amphibia, Anura, Myobatrachidae. Gene Ontology annotation, cellular component: cytoplasm. The transcript is spliced from 16 exons. Gene Ontology annotation, biological process: regulation of signal transduction; signal transduction; protein phosphorylation. Gene Ontology annotation, molecular function: G protein-coupled receptor kinase activity; ATP binding.